AUUUCACCAUGUGAUGAAACUUGGCUUCUUACACAGCACACAGAGCAGGACAGAAGACAAACCACAUAACAAACAAGAUAACAGAAGGGUGUAGGAAGUUAAUGAACCAAAUGCAAACAGAGUGAAUCCAGGGUGUUAGCAGAGUGUCCUUGACAUAGCUGACAACGAAGUCCCAAAUUGGAUGAUCUCUGAGGACAAGAUCACAUAAUUUAUUUUACACUGGCACAAGUAACCACAGGUAUGGAAUCUCCAGCUCUGUUCCUGCCUGCUGGAGCCUGUAACACCAGAGGAGGUGGUUCAAGAGAAGGAUCAAAGUAGGAAACAGCCAUUAGAGUAAUUUCAUGCCAAGUAAGUGGUCACUCAACUGAGCAAGGAAGUUGCUCCCUGUGCUCAUCAUGAUCUUGGCCACAGGUUUAUAGAAUAGCAACUUUACUCAAGGCUAGCUGUGACCUCAGGGUGACUAGAGCAAGCUCAUAUUCUGCAGCAACCUCAUUCAGGCCUCACCUGAGCAGGACAUUGGAUGAGAUCAAAUGGCUUCCUUUUCCUACAUGAUCAUAUUUUUCCUGGUUUCCUCCACUUUGGCACAUACUGUUUCUUCAGAAAUCUUCAAGCCACAUGCUAUAAAUAAAUGGCCUAAGCCUCCAUGUAAAAUGUACUACUCAGUGGAUCCUUCUUAUACAUCACAAUGUCCAGAUGUGAUAUCAUAUGUUUGUGCUACAAAUGGUCACACUUACCAGAAUGAGUGUUUUUUUUGUGUUGAUCAGUGGGAAUUUGGUCUUCAUAUUAAAUUUUAUAAAUAUGGAAAAUGUGGAUAAUGAGUUAACAGAGUACUACACUUGUUUAUUCAUUUUCACUACAUAAUGCUGAAAAUUAUUUCUUUGGAAUUUGAGGGCGUAUGAUAA
This is a messenger RNA of Canis lupus familiaris (dog), 902 nucleotides long. RefSeq names its product serine peptidase inhibitor Kazal type 13 (gene SPINK13). NCBI's taxonomy places the organism in Eukaryota, Metazoa, Chordata, Mammalia, Carnivora, Canidae. The transcript is spliced from 7 exons. Gene Ontology annotation, molecular function: protein binding. The coding region runs from base 531 to 815 and encodes 94 amino acids. The record is from RefSeq and is a predicted model, not a curated record.